AUGAACAGCGGCAGGAGGCAGCAGGUUGAUGAGUCGGGACCAGAUCCUGAUUUCGUUUCCAAACCAGCAGAAUUGCCUUCCGAUUAUUGCUCCGACUGGAUUUGUGAGCUAGCUUUGCAGAACUCGGAUCGUAUAAUGGCAACAACUGAGAAUGACAAUGAUUAUUUGACUCUUGAAAGUGUUCAGUACAUUUUUACCGUUUGCGUUCGCUUGCGUCUUCCACACGAUAUACGAUAUUUAGCGGUUUUAAUAUUUUCACGAUUUAUGCGUAUUCAUUCCAUGCAAGUCCUUAAUUUUUUAAAUUAUGUUAAAAUGAGCGAUUCUCGCCGUCUUCGAGAAUGGGAUAAAGUGGAGGCCAAUUUAUCUAGACAAACAACUCUUCGUAUGCUUUCCUCCAUACAGAUUGCAUCCAAAGUGCUUAGCUACCACGAUAGUCUCUCUUCAAAGCAAAUAUGCUCUUGUUUGCGUUCGCUAGGAUUUGCUUACACCCAACGGGCAGCAUUGAAAUCAGAACUGCGUAUUCUAAAAACGCUCAAUUUUCGCCUACCUCAGUCUCCUUUGGUUUAUUCAGAAACUCUCCUUAAAUCUAUUGGUUUGGCUGAUGUUGAGCGUGUCAAGGCUGACUGGAUGCUGCUCGGUGCAAGCACAGUGGCGGCUGCAGCUAUGUGUGUACUAGCUGCACAGUACUAUGAGCAGAUGCUGUCGGAUCUCUCGAAACUGGCAGGAACACCACGUGAGGACGUUGCUCAAAUGGCUUUUGCCAUCACACAUGUCACAUUACUGCUUCAACGGUCACCCUCGUUCACUAAAGAGAUA
This is a messenger RNA of Ostertagia ostertagi, 816 nucleotides long. The record is from the annotation of a GenBank genome assembly. Lineage: Eukaryota; Metazoa; Nematoda; Chromadorea; Rhabditida; Trichostrongylidae.